This is a messenger RNA of Capsicum annuum, 1276 nucleotides long. RefSeq names its product IMPACT family member in pol 5'region. Gene Ontology annotation, biological process: regulation of translational initiation. NCBI's taxonomy places the organism in Eukaryota, Viridiplantae, Streptophyta, Magnoliopsida, Solanales, Solanaceae. The transcript is spliced from 6 exons. Bases 37 to 792 code for a protein of 251 amino acids. Gene Ontology annotation, cellular component: cytoplasm. The record is from RefSeq and is a predicted model, not a curated record.
CUCAAUCUUGACAAAAUAGCUAAGCUGCCACCACACAUGUCAACUUCUUGGUUACUUUCCACUCCUUAUUCAAAGCUAAACCACCACUUCUACCGCCGUCUCCGCCGUAAGCACCGCCUGAUUUACUCGCGGGAUUUAUUAUUUUCCGGCACCGGUGAACAAAUGGUCACCACUAACAGCGCUAGUAGUAGUAGAGGUGCAUUUACAACACUUAAAGAAAGGGUUAUUUUUGAGAAAGAAAUCAAGAAGAGUAAAUUUAUUGCCAUUGCUGGACAUAUUCCUGAUGAGGGGUCUGCUCAAUCUUUCCUUUUAGAGGUACGAGAUCCUCGAGCUACACAUAAUUGUUGGGCAUACAAGGUUGGGGAACAAUAUCGGACUAAUGAUGAUGGCGAACCAUCCGGUACUGCUGGAAAGCCAAUACAUUCUGCAAUUGCAUCCUCAGGAUUGGAUAGAAUCAUGGUUGUUGUGAUCAGGCAUUUUGGAGGAAUUAAGCUUGGCACUGGGGGUCUAGUCAGAGCUUAUGGAGGAGUAGCUGCAGAAUGUUUGAGAAAUGCUCCUACAUGUAUCAUAAAAUCUAAAGUUCCGAUGGGCUUGGAGGUUCCUUUUGAACUAUUAGGAGCUCUAUACCAUCAGCUACAGUCUUUCCAAGCAGUAGAUAUCAAGCAGGAUUAUGAUACGGGGAAAGAUGGAGUCACCAUGGUCACAUUCAAAGUUGAUUUUGACCAUGCACAAGGUUUAGAAGAAGCUAUUAAGGCCAACUGCAGUUGUGACAUUGUAUUCUACAAACACUAGAAUUUUUCCAUAUCACGUCGUCUGAUGGUUUUGGUUCCAUCCCGCUGGAACUUAUGGAGAUCUGAAAUACCUUCUGCUCCAGAAGCAAGCUGCAUGUCGAGAUGGUUAAUAACAUCCGCUCACUCUUGAAAGGUUCAUGACCCUGAGCUGAUUGUUUAAUAUGUAGCCUAGCUUCUUUAACUGAUGGAUACACAACUUUACUUUUUUGGGAACUCGGUGGAUAACCUGAUGGAUACUGGAAACUAAUUGUAGUUUUCCGCCUCUUUUUAGUCUUUGUUCUGUAAUUAGGAGUCGUAGAGGAGACACAAGCUUGAGAGGUGGUCUGUCUUCUUUUGCUCUUAUAUUCGUACAACUUCUAGAGAUAUAUACUUGUACAGUCUUCCCAUACUUUUUUUUAUCUGUUCUCAAGAAUAAGACAUGGAUGCUCUAAACACUUUAGUAGGCUUAGUUGUAAUUAUGCUGUGAUAGCAAAUACUUGAUUGCA